CGGGAACGCGCCCCGGGGGCAGCGGGCACGCAGCUGGCACGGCGAGCCCAGCCGAGCUGAGCCGAACGGAGCCGAGCGCAGCCGAGAGGGGCCGAGCCCGGCCGAACAUUGCCGAGCCCAGGCAGGCCGGGGCCAGGCCGGGAGCCGCGGGAGCCCAGCGCAGCCCGGCUGGCAGCGGCCGCGGGUGACAUCUCCGCCCGCCUCUGCCUGCGGCGCGGGGCCGCCGCCGCGUCCUCCCGAGGCUGCCGGUCGGCGGAGCAGGUUCUUGGUCUUGAUGGUAUUAUGGAUGAAGAAGGAGUUCAGGAGAGUGGCAGUGACACCAUUGAUGAUGAUGAGCUUGUUUUGCCCAACAGGACCCUGAGGAGCCGUGCCGAGGACGCGGCGGCAGUCACCUCCCCGAGGAAGUCGCCACGCUUGAUGGCACAAGAGGCAGUGCGCAGCCUGCGGCAGAGCACCCUGGCCAAGCGCUCCAACCUUGCCCCUCCUGUCAGCACCAAGAAACCCUCUGCAAAGAGUGGAGCUGCUCCAAAAGCUGGGCAGAAAGCAGAGAGGAGUCCAGCCAAAGACACAGAGACUGCUGCAGCCCCCAGGACAGAGCAGCCCAGAGAGGUCAGGCGCAGUACGAGGCUGUCAGGACAGGUGGAAGGGACAGCAGCAGUAGCAGCACCCCAAGGUGACACCAAAUCUCCUUCUGCUCCCAAAGAGGGCAAUGAAAGCCUUGAGCAGGCAGAAGCUGAGGAAACAUCCCAAGAGUUAGGCUCUACUGAUGUAGCAGGAGCCUCUUCUCCUGGAGAAACAAAGGAGGUCACAAAGGCUGCAGCUGGACCUGGGCAUGCUGAGUCUGUCUGCUCAGGGCCUGCGGACACUGAGGGCACUGUGGUUCAGCAUGAAGCCCGUGAUGUGAGUGAGCCAAUGGGCUCUGAAAUCUCUGCAGAGGAAAAGACUGAGAACAAGCCAGAGGGGCUGGAGAAGAACCCAGAAGAGCAUGAGCCAAGUGUGGGAAGUGGAGAAGCUGAGGCUCCCUCAGCUGGGGUGGAUCCAAGUGACGUCUCUGAGCCCUUUCCAGACCUGUCCAGCUCCGGAGCUGAGGGCAUUAACUGUAGCUUGGGUUCAGACAGCGUGGGAGCUCCUGAGGAAAAGGCACUCUCAGGGAGGGAGCAUGGAGCAGAACCUGCAGGUGAUGCCAUGGAGACAUCUGCCCCUGCACCCGAGGAGCUGCUGGACAGCACAGAGCUGGAUCAGAAAGACCUGAAAAGCACAGAGCUGGCUGCCGCUGGGGCAGGAAACUGCAGCUCGGAGAGCACUGCUCCUGAGCAGCCCAACCCAGCUGGGCAGCAGCAGCCCAGCCCUGCAGCAGAAGCUCCUGAGGCAGCACGAUUGCAGGAUGCUGAGAAGCAGAGCACUGCUUCCUCCAAGUGUGAGAGGAGCGUCAGGCCCAGGCAGGACAAGCCCGCGGCACAGACCAAGCCACAGCCACCUGCAGCUGCCCGCCACAAGCUGGGCACGGCCCAGGCAGAGCCUGCACGGUCCAGGACGAGGGCUGGGCUCGCUGGCUCAGCUCUUCACAGUCCCCCUGGUGCAGGCCUGAAGAGGAAUGCAGCUGAGCAGGAGGGGCACCAAAACAACCCAGUUAAGAUCAGGAAGAAGGAGUCGGAUCCGGGUCCGAAGGCCAAGAGCUGCCUGCCGGGGCUUAAAAAGCAGAGCAACACCGUGCUGAAGAAGGCACCCCGAGGCCAAGCUCCUGGGCCAGCCCUGAAGGCCCCAGCUCAAAGGGCAAGUGAGAAAUCCCCUACCCAUCAAGGCUCUGGGAGAGACCCCCAGCACCCCCUGCACGUUGCCAGCCCUGCUCAGAAGCCGGCCCAGCCCCAGAAGCACCAACCUGCAGCCCUGCCGAGAGCAAACAGCUCCGCCAAGGAGGAGGCAGACACCAAAGACUCUCCCGUCCUGGAACAUCAGAAGGAGGAGGACAGAGACAAAAGCAGACCCAGAAGACCUGAGAAGGUUCUGCAGCCUCGGCAGAGGAGGAGCAGCAGGAGCCUGUCCCUGGAUGAGCCUCCCCUGUUCAUCCCAGACAACAUCGCCAGCGUCCGGAGGGAGGGCCUGGAGCAGCCCUGCGCCGCUGCCGACGGCAGGCAGGCCUGGGUGCCCAGCAAGCAGUGUGGCUUCUGCAGGAAGCCUCAUGGCAACAGGUUCAUGGUGGGCUGUGGCAGGUGUGAUGACUGGUUCCACGGGGACUGCGUGGGGCUGAGUCUCUCCCAGGCGCAGCAGAUGGGAGAAGAAGACAAGGAGUACGUCUGUGUGAGAUGCUGUGCCGAGGAGGACAGGAGGAUGGAGUGCCUGGAGCAGAGUGGGGCAGAGGCUCCAGGCAGACUGGACAUGCAGAGAGAAGAGAGAGGCCCUGAGGGUGACAAAGGGAUGGCCAAGCAGCCCCCUCCCGGGGCUGACAAAAGCAAGCAGGCAGAGGACUCUGGGAAGCACAAAGUCAAGAUCUUCAGACGGGAAUCUGGUGAUGGGAAGAACGUGGCAGAGGCCAGAGAUGUGGAUGCUAGGAAAGGACAACAGCCUCCUGCUCGGAAAGGCACACAGGGUGCUGCAGGCCCUCGGCGCUCCCCUGAGGAGAAGAACGAGAAGCUGGGCAAAGAGUCCCUUGGUGUGCUGGAAAGGGCCUCAAAGCCAGGUGUCCAUGAGAAGCCAGAGCUGAAGAAGAAGAAGAAUGAGAAAGGCUCCGUUCCUGCACCGCACCUCCCGGCUGUCCCUGCUUCCAAGCCUUCUGCUGACCAGAUAAGGCAGAGUGUCAAGCAGUCCCUGAAGGAAAUCCUGAUGAAGAGGCUGACUGACUCCAGUCUGAAGAUCCCUGAGGAGAGAGCAGCCAAGGUGGCCACCAGGAUCGAGCGGGAGCUGUUCUCUUUCUUUCGGGACACUGACUCCAAGUACAAGAACAAGUACAGGAGCCUGAUGUUCAACCUCAAAGACCCCAAGAACAACAUCUUAUUUAAGAAAGUCCUGAAAGGAGAGGUUACUCCAGACCACCUCAUCAAGAUGAGCCCAGAAGAACUGGCAUCCAAGGAACUGGCUGCUUGGAGGCAGAGAGAGAACAGACAUACAAUUGAAAUGAUUGAGAAGGAGCAGAGGGAGGUCGAGAGGAGACCCAUCACCAAAAUCACUCACAAGGGGGAAAUUGAGAUUGAAAGUGAAGCCCCCAUGAAGGAGCAGGAGGAGGCCAUGGAAGUUCAGGAGCCUGGCCUGAAGCUGCUGGAGAGGGCCGAGGAGGCUGACAGGGACCGGGAAGUGGCGGAGUCUGCGUCCCCAGACACCACCAGCCAGCACAAGAACCACCUCUUCGACCUCAACUGCAAGAUCUGCAUAGGGCGCAUGGCUCCCCCCUCGGACGCCCUCUCCUCCAAGAAGGUGAAGGUGUCGGUGGGAGUGGCGCGGAAGCCGUCGGACAACGAGGCCGAGAGCAUCGCCGACGCCCUCUCCUCCACCUCCAGCAUCCUGGCUGCAGAGCUGCUGGAAGAGGACAAGCAAGACUCAGCCAAGUCCUCGCUGCCACCUCUCCCAAAGUCAGAAACCCCUGGAACAGUGGAAUGUGAAAGUCUGUUCCUGGCACGCCUGAACUUCAUCUGGAAGGGCUUCAUCAAUAUGCCUUCAGUGGCCAAGUUUGUCAUCAAGGCUUACCCAGUGUCUGGCUCCUUUGAUUAUUUGACAGAGGAUUUACCUGACAGUAUCCAAGUAGGGGGCAGGAUCUCCCCUCACACUGUCUGGGAGUAUGUAGAGAAAAUCAAAGCUUCAGGGACCAAGGAGAUCUGUGUGGUUCGCUUCACCCCUGUGACCGAGGAGGAUCAGAUCUCCUACGCCUUGCUCUUCGCCUACUUCAGCAGCAGGAAGCGUUACGGUGUGGCUGCCAACAACAUGAAGCAGGUGAAGGAUUUGUACCUCAUCCCCCUGGGCUCCUCUGACAAAGUCCCACAUCACCUGGUGCCUUUUGAUGGGCCUGGGAUUGAAGUCCACCGACCCAACUUGUUGCUGGGGUUGAUCAUCCGCCAGAAGAUGAAGAGGCAGAGCCCUGCUGUGGCUGCUGCCGGCUUUGCGGAUGAGCCUGCCGAGAGCACCUUGAGCUCCCUGCCACCAGAGAAGAAAAGCAAGCCAAGCAAACCUGAGGUCUCUCAUCACGAGCUGGGCCUGGAGGAAGAGGAGGAAAAUGAUUUCUUUAACUCCUUCACGACGGUGCUGCACAAGCAGAGGAACAAACCCCAGCAGCCCAGCGCCGAGGAUGCCGCGGCGGCCGCCGAGCCCCUGGUGGAAAGCGCCAAGCACGAACCGCCAAAGCCUCUCAGAUUUCUGCCUGGGGUCCUGGUGGGCUGGGAAAAUCAACCUUCUGCUCUGGAGCUGGCAAAUAAACCCCUGCCAGUGGAUGACAUUCUCCAAAGCCUCUUGGGCACCACGGGGCAGGCGCUGGAGCCCAGCAAGGCAGAAGCAAGCUCCAGCGAAGACAUUCCCCUGCUGAACGAGCAGGCAGCCUCCAAAGAGGAGGACAUGGACGUUGCUGAGGGAACUCCCGAGGGCAGCGAGGCAAAGGCUGCUUCGGGUGACCCCCCAGAAGUCAGCAGCGCUGCUGCAGCUGUGGAUGCGGCAGCUGGAGGCACCUCAAGCUCUGCCAAGAGUGCUGGGCCCUUGCUGGGCCUGACCCUUAAGGGGAAGCCUCCAGAUGUCUCCACGGAUGCAUUUUUAGCUACUCUCUCUGCUCAGAACAAAGACACUGAAGAGGCUACGGAGAACGACCCAAAGAGGCAGCUGCCUGACAAGGACACUGCUGCCCAGGAAGUCAGAAGGACCACAAGUUCCAGCUUCUCCACCUCCUCCUCUUCCUCUUCCUCCUCCUCCUCCAGCACAGGGAAAAAACCCAAUGAGAACAACCUUGCAGCAGGCUGCUCUGAGGGUGCCCCUGCCACCACCUCUAAAGCCUCUCCCUUCAUUAACCUAAAGAGGGACCCGCGGCAGGCAGCUGGCCGCAGCCAGCAGGCUGCAGAGAGCAAGGAAGGGGAGGCCAGCAGGGGAGAGGAGCGCCAGGGGCCCCCGGGCGCUGAGCCAGCAGAGGCAGACUGCAAGCAGCCUCCUGCAGAAGCGGCAGUGAAGCCCUACCAGGGAGAGGCUCAGGGCAGCGAGGCGCAGCAGGGCCCGGCCGCAGCCCAGGCGGAGGCCGCGGAGGCCAAGCAGCCCCAGGAGGAUGCCCUGCUGCAGAGCGUGGAGGCAGCGGCUGCCUUCAGGAGGGGCCCGGCGGCAGCCGCGGCUCCCUUCGAAGCAGAGAACCCUUCUCGCUCGGAAUUCCUCCCCCAGGGCCCCGGCCCCGUCCCGGGCAGCAGCUUCCCCCCGGCCAGAGCCGCCCAGCAGAGCUUCCAGCACGCCAAGCCCAGCCCAGCCGGCUUUCAGUUCCAGGCCCCUGCGCCCCCCAGCUUCCCCCCGCAGAGCAGCCCCAUGUUUGCCUUCCCUCCUCACCUGCCGCCGCCGCUGCUUCCGCCUCCUGCCUUCGGCUUUCCUCAGAGCCCCAUGCUGCCCUGGCCGCCGGUGGCUCACCUGGCGGGGCAGCCCCCGCCCUUCGCCGGCCCCAUGGCCCCGGGGCUCCCGCCGGGGGCUCACAAGCAGCCCAGGUUCCUGGGCCCCGAGGGCUUCUUCGGUGGCAAAGAGAGCAGGAGGCCGGAGAGGCGCCACAGCGACCCGUGGGGCAGGCAGGAGCAGCCCCAGCACCCGGAGAGGGCCUUCAGCAGGGGCAAGAGCGAGCAGCACAGGCAGAGGUUCUACAGCGAGUCCCAGCAGCAGAAGAAGGAGAGGUACGAGAAGGAGUGGAGCUGGGAGCAGGAGGCUGAGCGGAACAGGCGCAGGGACAGGACCCAGGAGAAGGAGAGGGAGAGGAAGGGCAGAGAGGAAGGGCAGCGAGACAAGGAGCGAGCGCGGUCCCCGCACGCCGCCGAGGGGAAGAGCCCCAGAGAGACUAAGAACCCCGAGAAAAAGGGGGAGAAGCCCAGACCCGAGGAGGACAAGGAGAAGGAGAAGAGCAAAGAGAAGCACAGGGAGAGGGAGAGCGAGAAGAGCAGAGACAGACACAGGGACCACAGCGACAGAAGCAAAAGCAAGAGGUGAAAGGCUGCAGGCAGACAAAUCCCAUGUCAAGAACCUUUCCCAGGUAGGGCCUCAACCUUUGUGUGGAAGCGGAGGGAAGAAGAACACAGCCCCAGAAGCCUGCUAGGAUUGUGCCAUGGUUUUAAUCCCUUCUUGGGGUUCUGCAGAACUCAGUCUGUGGCCUUGGUCCCAGCCAAGGCUGAGUUCCUUUGCUCCUGACACCCAACCGCAAGUAGGGACUGGAACACUUUUAACGACUUCUCCGUUGCUCUGCGGUUCCAAACUUUCAACACUUGUGAAGCUUGGGAGGUUUGGGGGUUGGGUUUGUUUGGGGUUUCCCUUUGGUCCUAGCUGAGGCUUCCCUCAAAUCCUGGAAAUUUUAGCUGCUGCCUUUCGCGCUCUCUUCUGG
Dryobates pubescens (Downy woodpecker) is the source of this 6526-nucleotide messenger RNA. RefSeq names its product PHD finger protein 3 (gene PHF3). The coding region runs from base 283 to 6138 and encodes 1951 amino acids. The record is from RefSeq and is a predicted model, not a curated record. Gene Ontology annotation, cellular component: nucleus. Gene Ontology annotation, biological process: DNA-templated transcription. NCBI's taxonomy places the organism in Eukaryota, Metazoa, Chordata, Aves, Piciformes, Picidae. The transcript has 15 exons.